GCCCGCGGGCUCCCCGCCGCCGCCGCCGCCGCCUGAGGGCCGGUUCCGCACGCGCGACGUUUUGGUGCCCGGGGGCCCCGGGGACUUCGGCUCCUUGCUGCUGUCGACGCCGGUGCUGGCGGGGCUGUCGGCGGCUGGGUUCCACCGACCCUCGCCGGUCCAGCUGAAGGCCAUUCCGCUGGGGCGCUGCGGCCUGGACCUCAUCGUGCAGGCCAAGUCUGGCACGGGCAAAACCUGCGUGUUCGCUGCCAUCGCCCUGGACGCCCUGCUGCUGGAGAGCCCCGCGACGCAGAUUUUGAUCUUAGCUCCGACAAGAGAGAUUGCUGUGCAGAUUCAUGCUGUCAUCACAGCCAUUGGAAUAAAAAUGGAAGGUUUGGCAUGCCAUGUGUUCAUUGGAGGGACUCCUCUGAACCAGGACAAAAUAAGACUAAAGAAAUGCCACAUAGCAGUUGGCUCUCCAGGUCGAAUAAAACAACUCAUAGAGUUGGAUUAUUUAAAUACAGCUAGUAUUCGGCUCUUCAUUCUUGAUGAAGCAGACAAGCUUCUAGAAGAAGGCAGCUUUCAGGAACAAAUCAAUUGGAUUUAUUCUUCCCUGCCGGCCAAUAAACAGAUGCUGGCUGUUUCAGCCACUUACCCUGAAUCAUUAGCUAGUGCUUUGACCAGGUACAUGAGAGAGCCAACAUUUGUGAGACUGAACCCUACUGAUCCAAGUCUCAUUGGCCUGAAGCAGUAUUACAAAAUUGUGAAUUCCCAUCCACUUCCUCAUAAGACGUUUGAGGAAAAAGUCCAGCACUUACAGGAGUUAUUUGGCAAGAUUCCAUUUAAUCAAGCCUUAGUCUUCUCAAAUUUGCAUAGCAGAGCUCAACAUUUAGCUGAAAUACUGACAUCCAAAGGCUUUCCUGCUGAGUGCAUUUCAGGUGGCAUGAAUCAAAAUCAACGACUUGAUGCUAUGGCUAAAUUAAAGCAAUUCCACUGUAGAGUUCUUAUUUCCACAGACUUAACAUCUCGUGGAAUUGAUGCUGAGAAAGUGAAUCUAGUCAUCAAUCUGGAUGUACCUAUGGACUGGGAAACAUAUAUGCAUCGUAUUGGUAGAGCUGGACGCUUUGGAACUUUAGGCUUGUCUGUGACAUACUGCUGCCGUGGAGAAGAGGAAAACAUGAUGAUGAAAAUUGCACAGAAGUGUAAUCUUCAGCUUCUUCCCUUACCAGAGCCUAUACCUCCUGGAAUGAUGGAUCAAUUUGAAGAUUGGGAGGUAGAAGUCAAAGCUGCUGCACAUACAGAUGCUUCAGUGAAUUCUGACACUGUGUUUCUUAGGCCAGAGGAACCAAUAGAGCAGCCAGCCCGAAAUAACUUUACAGAGAUACCUCGGCCUCAUUCUAAUCUUCCAGGUGAUAAUAUUGUAGAAAGGCCAAAAAAGGCUCUGAAGCAAAAACCAAAAAGGUGCACCAAUUCUGCAAAUGCAGAAAAAGGUAGCCACGAAACUUUCAGUUUCCAUACAAAACAGAGGAAUCAAGUAGGAACUGCCUCCAAAAUGGACAAACAAAAUAUCACUAAUGCUUCAGAUGAGGAAUCCUUAAAAAAAAAUCUUCCCAGAAUUCCAUGCUUGUCAACUUUCAAAAACCAACAGAGCAAUGGUCCCUGGAACCUCUCGGAGUUUGUUGAAGAUUAUGAGUAUUUCAUUAAAGAAGGGCUGGAGAGGGAUGUUGAAAUUCUAAGAAGUUAUUCAGGCCUGGGAGAACAGUGUGAGCUCCCCAGAAAUGGUUCUGUAGAGCGUAAAGAUGUGGAAGAUGCUACAGAGGCAGUAGCAAAUAGCGUUGUGCCUGCUGAUAGUGAUAGUUCGUAUAGUUCCAGGGCUUCCUCCAAAAGCAGAGAGCAUAACUCAUGCUUUGAAGCAUUUUCAGGUAUGCAGGAAAAGAAUGCUGUUCCCUCUAUAGAUCAAGGUCUUACAAGCUUUUCUCUUACACCCGAGAAGCCUCAGGAGCUAUUGCAAGUGCCAAAGCCGAAACAAAUUAAAAAGAAAGGUCUGAAACAAAAUGCUAAACAAAAGAGAAGUAAUUACCACCAAUUCUGUAUUCCCUCUGUGAGAGAAACUGAAGACGACUGCUCUUGCACCCCUUGGGGUGGUAGUGUUCCUGGCUUUCCAUAUGAGGCUUGGAGUUACAAAAACUACUGGAAGUCUCACUAUCAAGCCUGGCAAAACUACUAUGCUACAGUGUCUCUUAUGCACUACAGGAAAAAUUACAGACACUUUAGCUGGAUGAAUGCUUAUCAUGUCAACUCGGUCUAUCUUCAAGAACUGCUGAAAAGUGAUGGUUGAUGUAAUGGCAUUGAUGUUAGAGGACUGGCUGGUACAAUGAAUAGACACAUCUGAAAACAUGACUGGUCUAUUACUGAUGAACUACACUGACAGACACAGACAUUGCUUAAGAUUGAAGAAGUACUGUCUUUUUAAAAAGCAAGCUAUUUCUAGGCAAAUGUUUUAUAUGCAUUCCAGUGAUGGUGUUGCAAGUUGUCAAUAAAAGGAAAUGAAUGAUACAGCUGGAUGUUCAGUUUCAAUCUUUAAAAUGAGGUAAAUGAAGAUGAAAGGCAGCCAGUUGCAUGUAAGAAGUUUUAGUAAAAGAAACUAAUCUCAGUUUUACUUGAUUUUUCUUUUCAUUUAACUUUCUGGGUUAAAGUGGAAUUUGCAGAAGUUGCUGUUUAUAGUUUGAGGCCAUUCCAUUUUCUAUGGUUUCCUUAAACAGCCGGCAAUGACUGUAUACCAUUUAAGUGGCAGACAUUCUGCAUCUCAAUGUAUGUAUUGCUAAUUUAAGUCAAGUUAAUUAACACUGUAUAAGUAACAUAUAGCUAGGUGUAUUGCAAGCUGUGUAGUAGGGGAUGGUUUAAUUAUGUAUAAAAUGUGCAGUUAUCAUAAUUGGUCUGUCCCUCUGGGUGCAGCAAUAUCAGACUUGCCACACUUACAAGAAGGCUUUAAUUAGAAAUGAAAUUGCCUAUUAAUACUAAAACUAAUUAGUAUCUUCUGUUUGGGUUGCACUGUCUUGAAGCAGGAAAAGGUUGAAGAGUACUGGCUGGCUUUAAGGUAUUGACACUGGAUUGACUCUUCUCACUGACUUUCAGAAUUUAUACCCUAACUUUAGUAUGUUCAGGAUCACCGAAGCAGAUUUUAGGCUAGUUCCUUUGAUUUCUCAAAGUUGACGAGCUGAUUCUGCCUUCUAUUUUUUAAUGGAAUUCUUAGUGAAAACACUGCUUCCUACCUCUAUGAGCUGUACUUCCAAGGAGAGCUUUUUAUUUAAUUUGGUGAGAUGGCAAGUUUCAAGGAUGCUUGAUUGCCCACCUUCAGCUACCUUGAAAUUAAUUUUGAGAAAUGUAAUAGGUUUUUCACUCAGAUAAUUUAAAUAAAUCAUUUUCUGUC
Rhea pennata is the source of this 3409-nucleotide messenger RNA. RefSeq names its product DEAD-box helicase 20 (gene DDX20). The transcript is spliced from 11 exons. Gene Ontology annotation, cellular component: SMN complex. Lineage: Eukaryota; Metazoa; Chordata; Aves; Rheiformes; Rheidae. The coding region runs from base 365 to 2317 and encodes 650 amino acids. Gene Ontology annotation, molecular function: ATP binding; RNA binding; RNA helicase activity. Gene Ontology annotation, biological process: spliceosomal snRNP assembly. The record is from RefSeq and is a predicted model, not a curated record.